Molecule: messenger RNA, 4912 nt
Organism: Grus americana (Whooping crane)
Lineage: Eukaryota; Metazoa; Chordata; Aves; Gruiformes; Gruidae
Gene: PTPN9
Product: protein tyrosine phosphatase non-receptor type 9
Exons: 14
Coding region: 214-2388 (724 amino acids)
Biological process (GO): protein dephosphorylation
Molecular function (GO): protein tyrosine phosphatase activity
Source: RefSeq, a predicted model, not a curated record
UCGCAGGGCCCGUGCCGUGGGGUGCUGCGGCGUGGGGCUGGGGUCCUGCACCUCCAAACCGGCGCGUCCCCCCGGGUCCCGGCGGCCUCUCCACGCAGGCCUUUCCCCCCCGUGGGCAGGCUGGCGUGGGGAUGCGUGUGCACGCGCUUCCCACGCCCCAGGCCUCCCGUGACGUCCCGGCUUCCUCCGCCGUCCUUGCGUCACCGCGGGAGGAUGUUGCUCGACUCGGGGAGCGGGGCCGAUAACCCAGCCGGGGCACGUCGGAUGGCGAGAGCAACCUUUGCCUCUCCUCUUCUUCGUCCUCAUCCCCGGGGAUGCUGCAUCCGCACCCUGAGCCAUGUCCGCCGGGGAUGUGGAGCCCGGGAACCAGGGCCGGACAUGCUGCCGGAGGCUGCCUCGAAGCCAGGAUUCCCAGUGCCCUGCGGCAAUGCUCGGGCUGGCCGAGGGCACGGCGUCGCAUCCGCCGCCUUGCUGGCCUCGAGGGCUGUGACGCCAAGGCAAAAGGGACCGGAUGGGUGUGCUUGCCCAGAGCUGGAGGAGUCCGUCCCGCAGCCCGCGCUGGUGCUCGGGAAACGUAGCGCUCCCAGGCUUUCUCCUCCACCACACCUCCCUCUUAUCAGCGCCGCUCCUGGGAGUGGUACUGCUAUCUCCAGGGCGACCAAGCAGUUCCUGGAGGAGAUCAACAAGUGGACGGGUCAGUACAAUGUGUCUCCGCUCUCCUGGAAUGUGGCCGUCAAGUUCCUCAUGGCCCGCAAGUUCGACGUCCUGCGGGCCAUCGAGCUCUUUCACUCCUACCGGGAGACGCGGUUGAAGGAAGGCAUCGUGAAGCUGAAACCGCACGAGGAACCGCUGCGCUCAGAGCUGCUCAGUGGCAAGUUCACCAUUCUGAGCGUGCGGGACCCCUCGGGAGCCUCCAUCGCCCUCUUCACGGCCAAGCUGCACCACCCCAGCAAGAGCGUGCAGCACGUGGUGCUCCAGGCGCUCUUCUACCUGCUGGACCGAGCCGUGGAGAGCUUCGAAACCCAGAGGAACGGGCUGGUGUUCAUCUACGACAUGGCGGGCUCGCAGUACACCAACUUCGAGCUGGACCUCAGCAAGAAGAUCCUCAACCUGCUGAAGGGUGCUUUCCCGGCUCGGCUGAAGAAGGUUUUCAUCGUGGGAGCGCCCAUGUGGUUUCGCGUCCCUUAUUCCAUCAUCAGCCUGCUGCUGAAGGAGAAGCUGCGGGAGCGGGUGCAGAUGGUGAAGAUGUCGGAGCUGAAGGAGCACCUGCCCCGCGAGUGUCUCCCCGAGUACCUCGGGGGGUCCCUCAAACUGGACCCUCUGAGCUGGAACUGCCGGUUCCUGCCCCAGCAGAACGGGCACCCCGACCCCCUGGACGAGCUCAUCCUGGUGCCGCUGGUGGCCCCCAAAGAUAACGGCUCCGUCCACGUCCCCGGACCCAAGUCCGUCACCCUCCAGGAGCUGCUGGAUCACGUCAGCCACAAGCAGAAACGGGGCAUCUACGAAGAGUACGAAGAUAUUCGGCGGAGGAGCCCGGCCGGCACCUUCGUCUGCUCCUUGGCACCCUACAACCAGGAGAAGAACCGCUACGGGGACGUGCCCUGCCUGGACCAAACCCGCGUCAAGCUGGCGAAGCCGUACAGCCGCCCGGAGCUGACCGACUACAUCAACGCCAGCUUCAUGGACGGCUACAAGCAGAGGAACGCUUACAUCGGGACUCAGGGGCCUCUGGAAAACACCUACGGUGACUUCUGGCGCAUGGUGUGGGAGCAAAACGUCCUGGUGAUCGUGAUGACAACGCGGCUGGAGGAGGGUGGCAGGAGAAAGUGCGGCCAGUACUGGCCCCUGGAGAAGGAUUUCCAGGUGUGCUUCGGGGCCCUGACCAUCACCAACCUGGGCGUGGAGAACCUCAACCAUUACAAGAAAACCAUCCUGGAGAUCCACAGCUCGGAGACCAGGGAGCGGCGUCUGGUGUCCCACUUCCAGUACCUGAGCUGGCCGGAUUACGGCGUCCCCUCCUCCGCGGCCACUCUCAUCGACUUCUUGGGGGCCGUGAAGCAGCAGCAGAGGGUGGCGGUCAGCUCCCUGGGACCUCGCUUCAAGGGUCACCCUGGGGGACCCCCGAUCGUGGUGCACUGCAGCGCCGGCAUCGGCAGGACAGGUACCUUCUGCGCACUGGACAUCUGCCUGUCCCAGCUGCAGGACGUGGGCACGCUGAACAUCUACCAGACGGUGCUGCGCAUGCGGACCCAGCGCGCCUUCAGCAUCCAGACCCCCGAGCAGUAUUACUUCUGUUACACCGCCGUCCUCGAGCACGCCCAGCGUGAGGGGCUGCUGCUCGCCAACCACAGCCGCGCCGGCCAGGAGAAGAGCUCGCCGGGACACUGAGACCCGCCACCUCCCUGCGGGACAACCCCCUCCCCCCCCCCAAACACCACCCCCCCCCAGACACCCUUUUCCCAUCCUCCCGGGAUUGCCGGAGCCGACUCGGCGCCCGUCGGGAUUCGUCGUGGCGACGGUGCCGGAGCAGGGAGGCGGCUGCCCAUUCCUCGACGAUUAGCACUGCUGCGGAACUGUGCCUUAUCCAAACCAAACGGGGGCUGCCGCUCGCCGGGGGGGGCGGAGGACGGUGCGGGAAGAGGCUCUCGCUCCUCUCCGCGGUGUUUCUGUUGGGGGGGGGGGUUUGGUUGGUUGGGGAGGUGGUUUUUCUUCUCUUUGAGGGUUUUUUUUUUUAUUUUAUUUUAUUAUUUUAUUAUUUUGUUGUUGUUGUUGGGACCAUCGAAAAUAUAUCUAGAGAAGGGGCUUUGUAAAGCCCUUGGAAAAUGUAUUUCCAGUCCUGCCCCGGCCUGGGGCUUAGGAAAAGGCGCCUACUUCAGUCUUACCUGCCACUAAGUCUGUGUGUCUGUAUGUAUAUGUGUAUAUAAUAUAGCCUCGCUGUGCCCUACCCCGGCUAUUACAUAGAUACACAUAUAGAAGCAGCUCCUGGGGGUCCCUUGCGCGGCUAGGCGAGCCCGCAGCCCCGACGUCCGUGGGGAUGGCGAAGGACCCCUCGGAGAAGUUUCCAUCUAGAAACAUCUUCUCCGUGGCCAAUGUUUCCGUUGCGCUUUAGGGAACAAAUCUUCCCGGCUGCGUGACGGGGCUGGGCAGCCCAGGUGGGGCUGGCGGAGAUGGGCUUAGGUGUGAAAAAGGGGCUGCCGGUGGCGAAGGGGCACGGCUGCUCUUCGUGCAGCCGCUGAGGAUGGGGCUGGCCCCGCCGUGCCAAGGGCUCUGGCUGGCGAGGGGGUUGCCCGUCCUUGGGAGCUGGGCUAGGAGAGAAACGGAAGGGGCUACCACAGGCAGCUGCCUCCGAUGAGGAGCAGCAGGUCCCUGCGACAAGGAAGGGUCCCUCCUAGCGGUCCCCGACUUCACGCGGCGCCGGGAGCUCGGCGCCUCCGUGGGCCGCGCGUGCGGGGAGCCUGGUGGGAGAGGAGCGCGGAGGCGCCCGCCAACCUGCUCCUGGGUGGGCGAGGGUCGGGCAGCCGGCACUGCGGAGGAGGAAGGGACGGAGGCAGAGAGAGGGCUCAGGGUGGUGAAGGUCUCCCGUGGGUGCCAGGAGGUGCGGGGAGUCGUGUGUCCAUCCCUGCCAUGCUUCUCCAGAUCUCUGCCUGCAUCCUUCCCGGCCCGGCCUCCGUCUCCCUUUCAGCCUGGCCGGAUCCCCCAAGAUUUUUGCUCUUCUGCCAACGCUGCCCCGUACCCUGCUGCCUUCCACUCUGCCUUUCUAUGGCUCUCCUGUUCUGGUAGCCCACCUGCUAUUAUUAUUUCAUUCCUCUUAUAUUACUCCCCAAAAAAUGCAUUUCCACGUCUCUGUCCGUCCAGCAACCUGUCUCUGUCGUCGGCGUGUCCCUCCAAUCUGCACCCCGUUGCUCUUGCAACGUCCUCCUGCCCGAGGCUGCCUGCCGGGUUCCCUCUCCUCGCGUCUGAGAGCUUACCUGUGCCGACAGAGCUGCUGGAGGGAGGGAGGGAGGAAGGGAACUCUUACCUUUCCAAUGGCGGUGGGGCCGUGCGAGGGGCGCGGAGGGAGUUCCCGCUUUCCUGCCGUCUCACCGCUGUGAUCCCUGGAGCGGUGAGUUUGGUCCUGGCUCUGUCUUGUCUUCCCCCCCACCCCCCAAGACUUUUUUUUUGCCCCUUUCCUGCCCCCCCCCCCUCGUGGGCAGCAUUGGUACCCGGUACCUGCUCCGGCACCCAUCCCGUGGGAGGCACGGGGAUGCUCAGUUGCAUCCCCCCUGCUUUUUCCUUGUCUCAUCUUCCUCCUCCUCCUCUCCUGCUGAGGAUCUGGAGGAUUUUGGCUGGGGGGGGUGGGGGCAGGAGCUCGCCAGCGUCCCCUACCCCUUGGGGCACAGCCACUGGAGUCACUAGGUACGAGGCGAUGAGGACGGGGACCGACCGGCUCUCCGAGUCGCCUGGCUUUCCCAAGCCGGCAGUGGUAACCUGCGGGCCCAGCCCGGCGGUGAGUCACAGGCUGGAAAAGCACUGAGCAAAAAAAAAAAAAAAAAAAAUAAAAAAAACCCCUAAAACCUCGGGGAGGCAGCGAGCCGACCUCCAGGGCCCCUGUCCCUGCCAUCGCCCCGGCCCCCUGCCCCUCCGUGCUGGGGCCGCAGCACCUGGGCUCAGUAACUUCAUACUGUAAUAAGCUCUUGGAUUGUGUGUAUUCUUAUUUUUUUUAUAAUCUCGGGGAGGGGUGGGUUGUUGGUUGGGGUUUUUUUCAUUUUGGGUUGGUUUUUUUUUGUUGUUGUUGUAUUUAACAUUAACUUGAUCUAAGCAAGAGCCAGAAGUAUUUGUAAAUGUUCCUAUUUUGCUCUCAUUCAGAGAAAAGUUUUUGUUGUUGUUACUUUUUGGGGUUUUGUUUUAGUUUUAUUUGUAUCGACAUAUAAAU